This is a messenger RNA of Vombatus ursinus (common wombat), 4380 nucleotides long. RefSeq names its product DCC netrin 1 receptor (gene DCC). Gene Ontology annotation, molecular function: protein binding. The transcript is spliced from 29 exons. The record is from RefSeq and is a predicted model, not a curated record. Lineage: Eukaryota; Metazoa; Chordata; Mammalia; Diprotodontia; Vombatidae. Gene Ontology annotation, biological process: cell-cell adhesion. The annotation marks the transcript as partial. Gene Ontology annotation, cellular component: membrane.
CUUAAAAUUCAGAUAAAUUUUAAUAAAAAGACAUUUGGCUCAACCAGUGGCCAGGGGCAGAGAAGGCCUUGGCAGAGGGCCCCAACACCACUGCCCCAUCUGCAUAGUAUUAUCCACAUGAGUUCCCAGAUUAAGAGUUUUACAUCCCUCCGGUUCCUGUCAGAGCCUUCUGAUGCUGUCACCAUGCGGGGAGGUAAUGUGCUUCUGAACUGCUCUGCAGAGUCUGACAGAGGAGCCCCAGUUAUCAAGUGGAAGAAGGAUGGUGCCCACUUAGCCCUAGCAAUGGAUGAACGAAAACAGCAACUGCCGAAUGGCUCCCUGUUAAUACAAAAUAUAGUCCACUCCAGGCACCAUAAACCAGAUGAAGGUCUAUACCAGUGUGAAGCAUCACUAGGAGAUUAUGGGGCAAUUGUCAGUCGAACAGCUAAAGUUUCAGUAGCAGGGCCAUUGCGGUUUCUUUCUCAAACGGAAUCUGUCACAGCCUUCAUGGGAGACACAGUAUUAUUAAAAUGUGAGGUUGUAGGGGAGCCAAUGCCAACAAUACAUUGGCAGAAGAAUCAAGAAGACCUGGUUCUAAGUCCUGGUGAUUCUCGGAUAGUCAUAUUGCCUUCUGGAGCUUUACAGAUUAGUAGACUUCAACCAGGAGACAAUGGAAUCUAUAGAUGCCUUGCCAGAAAUCCAGCUAGCUCAAGAACUGGAAAUGAAGCAGAAAUUAGAAUUUUAUCAGAUCCAGGUUUACACAGACAACAGUUUUUCCUGCAGAGACCUUCCAAUGUGGUAGCUAUCGAAGGAAAAGAUGCCAUUCUAGAGUGUUGUGUUUCUGGGUAUCCUCCACCAAGUUUUACCUGGAUUCGAGGAGAGGAAGUGAUCCAAGUCAGGUCCAGAAAGUAUUCUUUAUUAGGUGGCAGCAACUUACUUAUUUCCAAUGUGACAGAUGAUGAUACCGGGAUAUACACUUGUGUUGUCACCUACAAAAAUGAGAAUAUCAGUGCCUCAGCAGAGCUCACAGUAUUGGUUCCACCAUGGUUUUUAAUUCACCCUUCAAAUCUCUAUGCCUAUGAGAGUAUGGACAUUGAGUUUGAGUGUGCUGUCUCGGGAAAACCUGUGCCUACAGUGAACUGGAUGAAGAAUGGAGAUGUGGUCAUACCUAGUGAUUAUUUUCAGAUAGUGGGUGGCAGCAAUUUGCGGAUCCUUGGAGUAGUAAAGUCAGAUGAAGGUUUUUAUCAAUGUGUAGCUGAGAAUGAUGCUGGGAAUACACAGACCAGUGCCCAGCUAAUCAUCCCUGAACCUGCUACCCCAAGUUCCAGUGUCCUCCCCUCUGCUCCCCGAGAUGUGGUCCCUGUCUUGGUUUCCAGUCGCUUUGUUCGUCUCAGCUGGCGUCCACCUGCAGAUGCAAGAGGGAAUGUUCAGACUUUCUCCAUCUUCUUUUCCAGAGAAGGUGACAACAGGGAGCGAGCAUUGAAUACAACCCAGCCUGGGUCCCUUCAACUUACAGUGGGAAACCUGAAGCCAGAAGCAACUUACACAUUCCGAGUUGUGGCCUAUAAUGAACGGGGACCAGGGGAGAGUUCUCAGCCUAUUAAGGUGGCCACCCAGCCUGAAUUGCAAGUCCCAGGGCCAGUUGAAAACCUGCAAGCUAUAUCUACCUCACCUACCUCAAUUCUUAUUUCCUGGGAACCCCCUGCCUAUGCAAAUGGUCCAGUCCAAGGUUACAGAUUGUUCUGUACUGAGGCUUCUACUGGAAAAGAACAGAAUAUAGAGGUUGAUGGACUGUCUUACAAGCUAGAAGGGUUGAAAAAAUUUACAGAGUAUACCCUUCGCUUUCUGGCUUAUAAUCGAUAUGGGCCAGGGGUAUCCACCGAUGAUCUCACAGUCGUGACACUUUCUGAUGUACCCAGCGCUGCCCCUCAGAACAUAUCCUUGGAAGUGGUUAAUUCAAGGAGUAUCAAAGUGAGUUGGCUACCUCCACCGCCAGGUACACAAAAUGGAUUCAUUACUGGUUAUAAAAUCCGACAUAGAAAGACAACCCGCCGAGGUGAGAUGGAAACACUAGAGCCAAACAACCUCUGGUACUUGUUCACAGGACUAGAAAAAGGAAGUCAAUACAGUUUCCAAGUGGCAGCCAUGACAGUCAAUGGUACUGGUCCCACCUCAGACUGGUAUACAGCUGAGACACCAGAGAACGAUCUUGAUGAGUCCCAAGUUCCUGACCAACCAAGUUCUCUUCAUGUCAGACCCCUGACCACCAGCAUUGUAAUGAGUUGGACCCCUCCACUCAACCCAAACAUUGUUGUCCGAGGGUACAUCAUUGGAUAUGGUGUGGGAAGCCCUUACGCAGAGACGGUUCGUGUGGAUAGCAAGCAACGGUACUAUUCCAUUGAAAAGUUAGAGCCAAGUUCCCAUUAUGUAAUCUCCCUAAAAGCCUUUAACAAUGCGGGAGAGGGAGUUCCUCUCUAUGAAAGUGCCACCACCAGAUCUAUGACAGAUCCCAUUGACCCAUUGGAAGCUGAUUUUUAUCCUUUACCUGACGAUUUCCCUACCUCAGUCCCAGAUAUCUCCACCCCCAUGCUCCCACCAGUAGGUGUUCAGGCUGUUGCGCUUACCCACGAUGCUGUGAGGGUCAGCUGGGCAGACAACUCUGUCCCUAAGAAUCAGAAAACAACUGAAGUUCGAUUUUACACUGUCCGAUGGAGGACCAGCUUUUCUGCAAGUGCAAAAUACAAGUCAGCAGAUAUAACAUCUCUGAGUCACACAGCAACAGGCCUUAAACCAAACACUAUGUAUGAAUUCUCAGUCAUGGUAACCAAAGGUCAAAGAUCAAGUACAUGGAGUAUGACUGCGCACGCCACCACAUAUGAAGCAGCUCCAACUUCUGCACCCAAGGAUCUGACAGUCAUUACUCGGGAAGGGAAGCCUCGAGCUGUCAUUGUGAGCUGGCAGCCUCCUUUAGAAGCUAAUGGAAAAAUCACUGCUUACAUCCUCUUUUAUACUUUGGACAAAAAUACACCAAUUGAUGACUGGAUUAUGGAAUCAAUCAGUGGUGAUCGACUGACUCAUCAAAUUAUGGAUCUUAACCUUGACACUGUGUACUACUUUAGAAUUCAAGCCCGAAAUUCCAAAGGAGUGGGGCCUCUCUCUGACCCCAUUGUUUUCAGAACAUUAAAAGUGGAACACCCUGACAAAAUGGCUAAUGACCAAGGUCGUCAUGGAGAUGGAGGUUAUUGGCCAGUUGACACAAAUUUGAUAGAUAGAAGCACACUUAAUGAGCCACCGAUAGGACAGAUGCACCCCCCACAUGGCAGUGUCACUCCUCAGAAGAACAGCAACUUGCUUGUGAUCAUCGUUGUCACUGUUGGGGUCAUCACAGUAUUGGUGGUGGUGAUAGUAGCUGUGAUAUGCACCAGACGCUCUUCAGCUCAGCAAAGAAAGAAACGAGCCACCCAUAGUGCUGGCAAAAGGAAGGGAAGCCAAAAAGACCUACGGCCUCCUGAUCUUUGGAUUCAUCAUGAAGAAAUGGAGAUGAAGAAUAUUGAAAAACCAACUGGCUCAGACCCUGCAGGAAGGGACUCACCAAUCCAGGGUUGCCAGGAUAUUACACCAGUCAGCCACAGUCAAUCAGAAACACAGCUGGGAAGCAAGAGCACAUCCCAUUCAGGUCCUGAUGCUGAAGAAGCUGGAAGCACUAUGUCGACACUAGAGCGAUCACUUGCUACCCGAAGAGCCACUCGGGCCAAACUGAUGAUUCCAAUGGACUCCCAGCCGAACAACCCCACUGUUGUUAGUGCCAUCCCAGUGCCAACACUAGAAAGUGCCCAGUACCCAGGAAUCUUGCCAUCUCCAACAUGUGGAUACCCUCAUCCUCAGUUCACUCUCCGCUCUGUGCCGUUCCCAACACUUGCUGUUGAUCGAGGCUUCGGAACAGGAAGAAGUCAGUCGGUUAGUGAAGGACCAACGCCCCAGCAACCACCCAUGUUGCCCCAGACACAGCCUGAGCACCCCAGCAGUGAGGAGGCUCCAAGUAGGACCAUCCCCACAGCCUGUGUUCGACCCACUCAUCCGCUCCGCAGCUUUGCCAACCCCUUGCUACCUCCACCAAUGAGUGCAAUAGAACCAAAAGUCCCUUACACACCACUUUUGUCUCAGACAGGUCCUACCCUGACCAAGACUCAUGUGAAAACAGCUUCCCUCGGAUUAGCAGGAAAGGCCAGGUCUCCCUUGCUUCCCGUGUCAGUCCCCACAGCCCCCGAAGUGUCUGAAGAAGGCCACAAGCAGCCGGAGGAUCCAGCCAGCGUAUAUGAGCAGGACGAUUUGAGUGAACAAAUGGCAAGUUUGGAAGGGCUAAUGAAGCAACUCAAUGCCAUCACAGGCUCAGCCUUCUAA